AUGGACGACCCUCUCCCAAAGGACCUCCGCCUACUAACACUCAACUGCUGGGGCCUGAAAUACAUCUCCAAGCUCCGCCCGCAGCGCCUCGCAGAAAUCGGCCGCCGCAUCGCCGCCCUCCCGGACCCGCCCCACGUCGUCGCUCUCCAAGAGUGCUGGGUCACCUCCGACUACGACGCCAUCCGCGCCGAGACCGCCGCCGUCCUGCCCCACGGCAAGUUCUACUACUCGGGCCCCUUUGGCGGCGGCCUCGCCGUCCUAUCCCGCUGGCCCAUCGACGAGAGCUCCAUGCGCGCGUACCCCCUCAACGGCAGACCCACGGCCUUUUGGCGAGGCGACUGGUACGUCGGCAAGGGCAUCGCCUGCGCCCGCAUCCCCGUCCGCCUCGCCGGCGCAGACGGCGGCCCCGGCAGAGACCACGCCCUGAGCAUCUUCAACACCCACACACACGCGCCCUACACCGAAAACCAACCGGGCGACACCUACCUCGCCCACCGCCUCGCCCAGUCCUGGGAAAUGUCCAAACUCCUCCGCGCCGCAACCCAGCGCGGCGACCUCGCCCUCGCCAUGGGCGACUUCAACAUGCGACCCCUAUCCCUCCCGCACCGCAUCAUCACAGCCCACGCACCCGUCCACGACGUCUGGCGCGUCCUCCACCCAGACUCGUCUCUCGGCGCCGCAGACGAUCCCUUGGAAAAAGCCCGCGGUAGACCCGUUCCCUCGGCUGACUUCAAUCUGCGUGAAAACGGCGCCACCUCGGACCACGUCUACAACACCUGGCGCUGGUCCAAGGAGCAGCAGAAGAAACUCGGCGAGGGGAAAGAACCCGUCGUCAUACCGCCAGACACGCCCGACAGAAAAGGGAAACGCCUGGAUUACAUCUUCUUCGGUUCCGGUAGAGGAGGAGGAGGUGGUGGUGGCGGUGACGACGGCGGCAGCGACUGGGUCGUCCGCAGCGCCAAAGUCGGCAUGGUCGAGCCGCAUCCCACCCUCGGCUGCUCCCUAAGCGACCACUUCGCCGUCGAGGCAACACUGGCAUACCAGACACCACACCAUCGCCGCCAAGGCCUCGACGCAACGGAAAACGAUAACGAGACGUCCUACCUCCAGGACGCCUCAGCCAGCUCCCACCGCGACUCCUUCACGUCCGAGAACCCCCCUAUCUCCGAAGUGCCAGGCAAAGGUCUUCCGGUGCCAGUCUACGACGAGAUUCUCUCUGUGACACGUCAGUACAUCCACCGGGAAGAGAAUCAACGGCGCUGGCGGGGGUUACACUUUUUGGCAUGGUUUGCCGUCCUGAUAGCGUGCCUUAUAGCUGUGUGGUUCAGCCCACACAACUUUGUUGCCUUUGUUCUCAUGCUCCUGAGCAGUCUCGGACUGGUUGCUGGUGUUGUUGACGGUCUCAUGUCACUCCUCUUCUUCAACUCAGAACUCAGAGCCUUGAAGGAGUUUGAAUGGGAAAUCACAAACGCCAAAAGGCAUGCGCGAGGUUCUAUUUCAGAGGAGACAGUAAAGAGAGAAAAGUCUUUCUAA
Messenger RNA from Colletotrichum tamarilloi, 1533 nucleotides. RefSeq names its product endonuclease/Exonuclease/phosphatase. Gene Ontology annotation, molecular function: sphingomyelin phosphodiesterase activity. The coding region runs from base 1 to 1533 and encodes 510 amino acids. The record is from RefSeq and is a predicted model, not a curated record. The transcript has a single exon. NCBI's taxonomy places the organism in Eukaryota, Fungi, Ascomycota, Sordariomycetes, Glomerellales, Glomerellaceae.